GUAAUUUUAUCAUUGCUGUUACUAAAAAAGACUCUGUAUCAUGUCUAGCACAAAGUUACGAUCAUUCCAUGCUGUUGAGGCUGUGACAAGCUUGCACAUACUUUACGGAUAUUUUGAAGAAAUGAAGAUGGCGGGAACCAAACUUCAUGAAACUGACUUAGUUCAGUUUAUUUUAAGGGAACUAACACUGAAAGAGAUUGGUGUUUUGGACGCUAUGAGUAUGAGAUGGAAGUGGAUUGCAAGUCUUGGGACAAAGAAUGGAACCAUAGUUCAUGUCAGAGGAAUUCUCAUGGAUCUCUUGAUGACAUGUGUCUUUGUUGGGUACUUGGUUGCGUGCAUUACAGCAAUCCAAGCCAGCCAGCUAUCUCAGGAAUCUGACAGGGUGAUUAAUCUGCCAGGCCAACCUCCAAGCCCGUCUAAUAUCUCUCACUUCUCAGGGUAUAUCACUGUCAAUGAAGAGAAUGGAAGGGCUCUUUUCUACUGGUUUUUUGAAGCUCAAUCUCAACCAUCAAAGAAGCCCCUCCUCCUCUGGCUUAAUGGAGGACCUGGUUGUUCAUCAAUAGGGUACGGUGCAGCUGUGGAGCUAGGUCCUCUUAGAGUUGGAAAAAAUGGAGUUAGCCUUCACUUCAAUAAAUAUGCUUGGAAUAAAGAAGCCAAUCUUCUAUUUGUAGAAUCCCCGGUUGGAGUCGGGUUUUCUUACACCAAUACAUCUUCUGAUCUUAAUAAGUUGAAUGAUGGAUUUGUGGCUGAGGAUGCCUACAAUUUCCUGUUGAACUGGCUUCAGAGAUAUCCACAGUUCAAAACCCAAGACUUCUUCAUAUCAGGAGAGAGUUACGCAGGUAGUCACUACGUGCCACAACUAGCAGAACUUAUCUAUGAUCGAAGCAAGGACAGAACUAAAUAUCCAUUAAUUAAUCUCAAAGGUUUUAUAGUAGGAAAUCCAUCAGUUGAUGAUUACUAUGAUAACAAUGGUUUGCUAGAAUAUGCUUGGACCCAUUCUGUGAUACCAGACCAUCUCUACCUCAAAGCCAAAGAAGUGUGUGAUUUCAGAUUAGCUAACUGGUCUGACAAGUGCAACAAUGCCAUGGACAAAGUGUUUGAUGAAUAUAAUGAGAUUGACAUGUAUAACAUCUAUGCUCCUAAAUGUCUUAUUAACAGCUCAUCUUCAUUUGCUAAUAUCAGUGGCCAAAGUGUUGAAGCAUUAGGCAAGCUAAAUUAUUAUGGAUUAAGAAGGAUGAGAAUCCUGGGUGGUUAUGAUCCCUGUUACUCUGUACACACAGAACAGUAUUUCAACAGGGAAGAUGUUCGAACAUCUCUUCAUGCAACUGUCAAAGAAGUAAAAUGGAAGACUUGCAAUGAUUCCAUCGGGGGGAAAUAUAUUUUUAAUGUUUCUUCUAUCCUUCCUAUCUACAAUAAGCUCAUCAAAGGUGGCCUCAAGAUAUGGAUUUAUAGUGGGGAUGCAGAUGGCAGAGUACCCUUCAUUGGUUCACGAGACAGCAUUCAAACUCUUCAACUUCCUGUUGGAGGAAGGAUAGUAGAAUACAAAGGACUGACAUACGUAACUGUAAGAGGGGCUGGUCACUUGGUGCCACUAGACAAACCCAGUGAGGCCCUUGCCCUGAUCACCUCCUUCUUGACUGGGAAACCCCUGCCUACACACAGGUACUCAUAUCCCUAACCUUGCAGAAAUGGAACCAGUCUGCUGCCCAAACUUGAGUUAUUCAAGUUUUCAUGUCAUCUUCGUCCUCGUCCUCAAGUGGAUAUGAUAAGCCAUGCCCUCUUGGAGUAUUUAUACUCAAUAUUGGUUGGCACUUGGCAUUUCAAACAUCAAAAUCCUGAGAUCAAAGUUACAAUUUGGAUCAUUUAAUUUGGGUGAUUUGAAUUUAGCAUUUUCUUUACCAUGUUUUUGAAGGACCAUUUGACUUUGGCUGCGUGUGAAUGCAUAUGUUAAG
This is a messenger RNA of Rubroshorea leprosula, 1952 nucleotides long. The record is from the annotation of a GenBank genome assembly. NCBI's taxonomy places the organism in Eukaryota, Viridiplantae, Streptophyta, Magnoliopsida, Malvales, Dipterocarpaceae.